This is a messenger RNA of Cordyceps fumosorosea ARSEF 2679, 927 nucleotides long. RefSeq names its product Regulator of G protein signaling superfamily. The record is from RefSeq and is a predicted model, not a curated record. Bases 1 to 927 code for a protein of 308 amino acids. The transcript has a single exon. NCBI's taxonomy places the organism in Eukaryota, Fungi, Ascomycota, Sordariomycetes, Hypocreales, Cordycipitaceae.
AUGGUUAGCCUUGUGGUAGACUUGACUCCCAGUCCUACUGAAUUGUCCCCGAGACCCUCUUCCGCCUUCGAAGACUUCUACGAAAUCGACACAUACUCGCGCCCUGCCAGCGACUUCUUCGCCUCACGUCCAGGCUCUCCCAGGUACAUCAUGGCGGCUCACCAGCCUCCUACCCUCUCCGAGAUUCUUCUCGACGUCUCGCCUCCUCCUUAUACUCUUGCUGCCUUCAUGGCCUACCUAUCCCAGAACCACUGCAUGGAGACUCUCGAGUUCACCCUCGACUCCCAGCGCUAUGCCAACUAUUAUCAAGAACUCGCCUCCGAAGCUCAAUGCGUCACAAACGCCAACACCCGCCUCUCCACUCUCUGGCAGAAGCUCAUGCAGGCUUACAUUGUUCCCUGCGCUCCGCGCGAGGUCAACAUCCCCUCGCGUGUCCGCGACCGUCUUCUUAUGACGCACUAUAACCCUGUACCCCCUCACCCCUCCGCUCUCGAUGAGGCUGGUCGCAUCAUUUACGAACUUAUGAACGACUCGCUUCUGGUCCCCUUUAUUGAAUCAGUUGCAGCUCUGCAAGUCGACCAUGGCGAAGAGCAGCUUCGUUCUCCCCGAUCUCACACCACAGCCAAGAGCCGAACCAGCCAGAGCCUCGAUUUCGAAGGCCUAACCGAUGACAGCGAGGGCAACUCUCCCGCCACCAGCGAGCCCAUGACCCCUCCCACAACUCCGCCUACCACCUCGGAGUGGUCUUUCAAUGCAUCUCCCGGUGGCCUGCAACGCGCUGUCGCUGCCCACAACAAGGGUUGGAAAAAGAUGGGAGAGAAACUCGGCUUCACUCGCAAGGCUUCUAGCCGACGACCUAACGCCACCUCUUCCUCGUCGAGCGGUUUCGGCAGCCGUCGCGGCAGUGGUAACAGCACCACCUUAUGA